UGGUUGACGGCUAGAACGGAGACGCGCGGUGGAAACGGAACUCUCUGACCUCAUUGGACGCUGUCCCCCAGCAUGCUCCUGCGCAGGCGGGGCUGGCGUCGUAACGCCUCGGGGAAAAGGAAGCGGACGGGACCGCGAAUUGCUGCCUGUGGCUUUUAAUUUUUCUGCUGACUGGAUUUGGUCACUGAUUCCUCAUCUUUUGUCUGUUGCACGCAUCUCGCCCUCCCCAUUUGCUUCCCCACUUCUCGGAUCCGGCCCUCGGGGCUUUCACGCCAGUUCUCUCACUCCGCCGUGAGCCCCUGCUGGUCCCCGGGCGGGCCUGGCCAGGAGGCGGUAACUAUGGAGAACAUGGCGGAGGAGGAGCUGCUGCCCCAGGAGAAGGUGGAGGUGGUCCAGGUCCCGGUCCCGACCCCGACCCUGGACUCGGCUCGGGUCCCAGCGCCGGCCCCGGAUUCGGCUCCGGUCUCGGCCUCGACCCCGGCCCCGGCCUCGGCUCCGACUCCGGCCUCGGCUCCAGUCCCAGCCCCUGCCCUGGCCCAGGCUCCGGCCCUGUCCCCGUCCCUAGCCUCUGCCCCUGAUGAGGCUGAAAGCAAUGGUCUAGUUAGCCCUUUGAAAUCAGUCUCAUAUAGGCAAGAUGAAGAUGGCAUAACUGAAGUAGAAUUGAAAAUUGAGGAAGAAAAAGAAGUUUUAAAAGAACCGCCUAGCAUCUUGGAAUCAUCUGAUUUAAUAAGAGAGAGACACAUCUCAAUUCAAAGGCAGCUUGCUGAUUUAGAGAAGUUAGCUUUCAUAACUGAAGGGGAUUGUGACUCUGCCAAUUCACUGAACUCAGAUAAUCUUGAUGCAGGAAACAAACAGGCUUGUCCAUUGUGCCCCAAGGAGAAAUUCAGAGCUUGUAAUAGUCAUAAGCUUCAUCGUCACCUUCAGAAUUUACACUGGAAAGUCUCCGUUGAAUUUGAAGGUUACCGGAUGUGCAUCUGUCACUUACCUUGUCGACCGGUGAAACCAAACAUUAUUGGAGAACAGAUAUCCAGUAAAAUGGGCGCCCAUUAUCAUUGUAUCAUUUGUUCAGCAACAAUCACCAGAAGGACAGAUAUGCUAGGACAUGUCAGGCGCCAUGUGAACAAAGGAGAGACUAAAUCCAGGUAUAUUGCUGCUUCUGCUGCUAAACCACCUAAAGAAAUUCUGAAAGAGGCAGACACAGAUGUACAAGUUUGUCCUAACUAUUCUGUACCUCAGAAAACAGAUUCUUAUUUUAAUCCCAAAAUGAAACUGAAUCGGCAGCUGAUAUUCUGUACACUGGCUGCUCUGGCUAAGGAGCGAAAACCUUUAGAAUGUCUAGAUGCCUUUGGAGCAACUGGGAUAAUGGGAUUACAAUGGGCAAAACAUCUUGGAAAUGCAGUCAAGGUUACAAUUAAUGAUUUGAAUGAAAACUCUGUGACGUUGAUUCAGGAGAACUGCCAUUUAAACAAAUUGAAAGUGGUUGUGGACAGUAAGGAAAAGGAAGAAAGGGAAGAUAUUCUGGAAGAAGGAGAGGAAAACCUUGGUAAUAUUAAGGUGACCAAAAUGGAUGCCAAUGUACUAAUGCAUUUGAGAUCUUUUGAUUUCAUACACCUAGAUCCUUUUGGAACAUCUGUGAACUAUCUUGAUUCGGCAUUCAGAAAUAUAAGAAACCUUGGCAUAGUGUCAGUGACUUCUACAGAUAUCAGUUCUUUAUAUGCCAAGGCACAACACGUUGCCCGGCGUCACUACGGCUGUAAUAUUGUCCGAACUGAAUAUUACAAGGAGCUAGCUGCAAGAAUUGUUGUAGCUGCAGUGGCAAGAGCUGCAGCCCGAUGUAACAAAGGCAUAGAAGUACUGUUUGCAGUGGCUCUGGAACAUUUUGUGUUGGUUGUUGUGAGAGUUUUGAGGGGGCCAACUUCUGCAGAUGAAACAGCCAAGAAGAUUCAGUACCUAAUCCAUUGUCAGUGGUGUGAAGAGAGAAUUUUUCAGAAGGAUGGUAAUAUGGUAGAAGAAAACCCAUAUAGACAGCUACCCUGUAAUUGUCAUGGAAGCAUGCCUGGAAAGACAGCAAUAGAACUUGGACCUCUAUGGUCAAGUUCCCUUUUCAAUACUGGAUUCCUCAAAAGAAUGCUGUCUGAAUCUCUUCACCAUGGCUUAGAUGACAUUCAGACCCUAAUAAAGACACUCAUCUUUGAGUCAGAGUGUACUCCUCAAAGUCAGUUUUCAGUUCAUGCACCUUCAAAUCUCAACAAGCAAGAAGAAUGCGGUGUAUUUAUUAAAACUACAGAUGAUACCACAACGGACAGUCACAGCGCACAAGGAAAGAGAAAAAGUAAUGAAACAACUGCAAAUUUAGUCAAGAGGCAAAAGACUGAUGUCAAUACUGAACAUCCUCCCUUUUAUUACAACAUCCACAGACACAGCAUUAAAGGAAUGAAUAUGCCAAAGUUAAAAAAGUUUUUGUGCUAUCUUUCUCAAGCAGGCUUUCGAGUAAGCCGAACUCACUUUGAUCCAAUGGGAGUUCGUACAGAUGCACCUCUAAUGCAGUUUAAAUCCAUCCUUUUGAAGUACAGCACCCCUACUUACACUGGAGGACAGUCAGAGGGCCAUGUCCAACCAGCAUCUGAAGAUACAGUAGCUGACAGGGUUGAAAUGUCAGUGAAUGACAAAGCAGAAGCAGGUGGUUGCAGAAGAUGGUAAUGUAAAGGAAAGUUUCUCAGAUGUCUGUGUUGGUGACCUAAUAGUUCUCUAAAACAACUGUAGUGCUUUUUCUAUUCUUUCAAUUCAGUUGUGUUUAAAAAAAAAAAAAAACAGUGCUCUUUUCAUUCAGAAAAUUAGCAGUUUCUAAUUUAGCUGGUUUGGGAGCUAUGCUUUCCAAGUUUUUCUUAUUUUAAAGAAAACUUAAAAUUUUAAUGAAAACAUUUCAUAUGAAGCCAAGUUUGUGACUGAGAUCACCCUACUGUUAAAUAACUCAGAAAAUGUUCACAUGCAGAGUGUAUGGAAUUUUAUGUUAUGAAAAUAACACAUUACUUAAUCUCAGCUCUACUUAAAGUGAUUCACGAUGUUUAUCUUUUCUGUUUUGUAAUGUGUAAGAUGAAUCCAAAAUCCUUUUAUUAAAGUGACCCUAAAUAGGAAUAGUGUCCUUUCUGAUUACAAAUGUUAUUAUUUCACAAAUACAGGCUAAAAUAUAUUCCCAAGUUCAAGAAAUCUUAUUUCUCCAACUAAAUACUUAUCAGAGAGAGAAAUACAUUUUCUUAUAAGUUUAAAGUCUGAUGAUUACACUUUAGAGUAAGAUUUUGUUAAAAUAAAUUGAGACUACUGUUCUAAUGUAAUUGUUUACAAGCAUGAAAUUCUGAGGAGAGAUUUCGUUAUGAAUUAAACAAACUGGGUGAUCUCAAGUGCCUCAGUUAAUGCACGUACAGUAUUCAUUCGCUUGGUUAUGCUACCUCUCAGGGGUAAAACUUGUCACCUUAUGAAUUUAUGAAGUGAGGAUUUUCUUGCUUUUGGGGGUGGGUUUUUUUGUUUGUUUUGCUUGUUUUUUUGGUUUGUGUAUGUGCUAAUUUUUUGUACAAGUAGCCCAGGCUAACAUGACUAUGGAAAUUAGUUGGAAAAAAAUAUCUUGUUUCCAUUAAUAAAUAUGGUUGGUUCUUGCUUCA
Molecule: messenger RNA, 3656 nt
Organism: Capra hircus (goat)
Lineage: Eukaryota; Metazoa; Chordata; Mammalia; Artiodactyla; Bovidae
Gene: TRMT1L
Product: tRNA methyltransferase 1 like
Exons: 16
Coding region: 340-2700 (786 amino acids)
Biological process (GO): tRNA N2-guanine methylation
Cellular component (GO): nucleus
Molecular function (GO): RNA binding
Source: RefSeq, a predicted model, not a curated record